UGGCUGGGAAGGAGCGGUGGUUGAAGUUGCGCGUCGGGGUCUGCGCUGGCCCUGGGCACCGCCGGCGGCGGCGGCCGCGCGGGAGGAUGCGGCGGGCAGAGAUGAAGCCUGGGAAAUCAUCACAUCCACAGGAUUUACUUGGAGUAAAAGAUCACUGACUUCUACAAUGGAAAAGUCAUGGAUGCUUUGGACCUUUGUUAAAAGAUGGCUACUAGCUUUGGCUUCCUGGUCUUGGAGUCUCUGCCGUAUUUGUCUUUUACCCUUGAUAGUAACUUUUCAUUUGUACGGAGGCAUUAUACUACUUAUAUUAAUAUUUGUAUCAAUAGCAGGUAUAUUAUAUAAAUUCCAGGAUGUGCUGCUUUACUUUCCUGAGCAGCCCUCUUCAUCACGCCUUUAUGUUCCUAUGCCUACUGGUAUACCACAUGAAAAUAUCUUCAUCAAAACCAAAGAUGGAGUUCUUCUCAAUCUUAUCCUGCUGAGAUACACAGGAGACAAUGCAGCGUAUUCACCAACCAUCAUUUACUUUCAUGGGAAUGCAGGCAACAUUGGCCACAGGUUGCCAAAUGCUUUGUUAAUGCUGGUAAACCUGAAAGUGAACUUGAUUCUUGUCGAUUAUAGAGGGUAUGGAAAAAGUGAAGGAGAAGCAAGUGAAGAAGGUUUGUACUUAGAUUCUGAGGCUGUGUUAGACUAUGUGAUGACUCGGUCUGAUCUUGAUAAAACAAAAAUUUUUCUUUUUGGCCGUUCCUUGGGGGGAGCAGUAGCUAUUCACUUAGCUUCUGAAAAUUCCCACAGGAUUUCUGCCAUCGUGGUGGAGAACACCUUUCUUAGCAUCCCACACAUGGCCAGCACUUUGUUUUCUUUCUUUCCAAUGAGGUAUCUUCCUUUAUGGUGCUAUAAAAAUAAAUUUCUGUCCUACAGAAAAAUCUCUCAGUGCAGAAUGCCUUCUCUCUUCAUCUCUGGGUUGUCUGACCAGUUAAUUCCACCAGUUAUGAUGAAGCAACUCUAUGAAUUAUCCCCAGCUCGGACUAAGAGAUUGGCGAUAUUUCCUGAUGGGACUCAUAAUGACACUUGGCAGUGCCAGGGUUAUUUCACUGCACUUGAACAGUUCAUCAAAGAAGUAAUAAAGAGUCACUCCCCUGAAGAAAUGGCGAAAACGUCAUCUAACGUAACAAUAAUAUAACUGAUAUUCUUCUUUGUGGUGGGGGGAGUACCUGCACUGUACCUUGAUUUGUGAAAAGUGGUAAAAGAAUGUCCAUUUUUAAAUGUAUGUCAUGUCUGUACUUGCCUAAAGAGUGAAAUUAAACUUGGAAAGGUUUGAUGCUUUAUUAAGAUGUUCCAGAUAACUUUUACAUUUGCAGCAUUGUAAAUGAACCAUUUUAUGUCUUUCUCAUACUUUUUUGGUAUCUCUGUCCAUAUAUUCCAUUUGUUUGAUAUGUACAACAGAUGCUAUUAAAGAAACUUGCUACAAAAGCAGUACAGAAUGUAUUAGUUUAGAACAACGGGAGGCUCUUCAGUAUUCACUACUGUAUGUGUGAGCUUUGUGGGCAGUCAUGGUUAGCACAAUGAUUUGUUGCUUUUCUUAAGAGUUUAUUUAAAGUGUGCUAUGCAUGAGAUUAGUGUUUUAUUCCUUGAAAUUUUAUAUUAUGCAAGGUGGGAAGUCUUUUAAUGUGCUAAAUAAUAUAAAAGAACAGUAAUGGUACAGUAUACUUGCAGGAAUGCUAUCCUGGGUUAUUACUGUUUUUUAUGGUUAUACAUACAUACAUAUUUCAAACUGCAACCGAAGAGGAAAAGACACUUGCCCUGUUUUCAUUUUACUAUUCGUAUUAUAAUAGCGCCCAGAAAGUUGUAUGUGCCCAGACACCAUGGUUUCAGGAUUUUGCCUAGGCAAUUUCUUCACAGAAAAUAGAAGUAACUUUCAAAAAGAGAGCAGUGUGAUCUAAGCUCCUUUCCACCCCAAGCUUUCCUCACCUAAUGUACAGGCAAACUGUGUGUUGGUAUUAGUCUGCUUGUGCAUUUGAGGUGAGAUUUCCCAAGGCAAAAUGAGUGAUGUGAUAGGAGUGUCAUACAAGGUAAAAGUAUGUAUUUGUGGUUUUGUGUUUGGUUUGUUUUUUUUUUUUUUCUUUUAGGCUAAUGUAGUUAAAUGUCUGUGCCCUUUAUAUCUCCAAAAGAAAUCAAAAUAAUUACCAGUGAUCACAUGAUUAGAGAUUAAUGCGUACUGUUUUAACAGUAAGGAUAAUAAAAAUGAGCAGUGCAUUAAAUUUAGUAGAGCUAAGCUUGGUUAGUUAGACCUAAGUUAGAGACAUUAAUUUCAACACUUUUACCCAUUUGCUUGCAGAAAGUCUUUUACAGUUCUCUUGUACCAUGUGGAAGCAGCCUAAGCAUCAGCAGAAGUGAAUUUUAGCCUUUCUGUGAUUUCUGAAGCUAGUAUCAUCAUUUCAGAGCCAGCAGUACUUAAAUUGAGAGAGUUUGAUUCUGACUGAGUGUUGGGGUUCUUUUGUUUGUUUUUAGGAGUCCUUAUCCUAGGUGGUCAUAUCGAAGUUGAAUGCUGUUAGCUCAGUCCAUAUUGGAGCAUGGAGUCUGCAGGUUUAAUUUCUCAUUUGCUGCAGCUGAUAGUUUGCCUCUUCAAAAUAUUUUUUUAUGGGAAGAACAAACUGUGGAGAAUCUUCCACACAAUCUGUGCAAUUGCCCUUCGGAUUGAAAUUUUUAAAUAAACUUUUCUGCCAUGUUGUCCUGAUUCAGAAAAGCAUCUCAGCACACACUUAAAAUCUGUUUGCUGGUGGACAGUGGUAUUUUAAGCUUGUGCUUAAGUUCUCUGGUUGAAUAAAACUGCUUUCCUGAA
Tyto alba (common barn owl) is the source of this 2839-nucleotide messenger RNA. It is a transcript of the gene ABHD13, whose product is annotated as abhydrolase domain containing 13. Gene Ontology annotation, cellular component: membrane. The transcript has 3 exons. Gene Ontology annotation, molecular function: palmitoyl-(protein) hydrolase activity. NCBI's taxonomy places the organism in Eukaryota, Metazoa, Chordata, Aves, Strigiformes, Tytonidae. The record is from RefSeq and is a predicted model, not a curated record. The coding region runs from base 167 to 1180 and encodes 337 amino acids.